AAUGGGAAUGUAGACUGCUGAUGACGUAAAGGCUGCAAUGUAUGUCUCCAUGUAGGUGGCCGUCUCCGUUGUUAGGAGGCUCUGCUGCGUAUGUCCGGUGGGAUGAGUUAAAGAGGAUUGGUCCCAACUCCACACACAGUGUCCCCACAGUUUAUCAUCACCAGUGUCAGCUCCGAUCCAGCUAGUGUGUCCCUGAGACCUCUCUCGGGCAGAGCAGCAUCAUGGCUGCAGAUUCUGUCACUUCCAAUGCCCAGGCAUUAAUAAAUUACUACUGCCAGGAAAAGUAUUUUCAUCAUGUACAGACAUCGGCUAAUGAGGGUCUCAAGGAAUAUGUUAACGAUCCUGUAUUCCUUUUUUUCCGGGCCUUUGGCUUGUUAAUGGAAGAUCAGGUGUCUGAGUCCAUCCGUGAACUAGAAGCCAUAAAGGACAAGUCAGAUAUUUCACUAUGUUCUAUUAUGGCUUUAAUUUAUGCUCACAAGAAAAGUUCACAUCCAGACAGAGAAACCAUUCAGGAUCUGGAAAUGAGAAUGAAGGAUCAGCGGAAGACAGCGGGUCACAGAGCCUUAUAUUAUGCUGGGCUGUUCCUUUGGCAUGUUGGGCGACAUGAUAAAGCCCGAGAAUAUGUUGACAGGAUGGUCAAAAUAUCCAAUGGUAACAGAGAUGGAUUGAUUUUAAAAGGAUGGCUUGAUUUGUCCUGUGGGAGAGAAGCUUAUGCUAAAAAGGCUCUGAAGUACUUAGAGGAAGGACUGCAUGAUGGAAUGGAUGCAUUCGCUAUGAUGGGGAAGGCUUACUAUUACGAGUUGCGGCAAAAUUAUUCUGGUGCCUUGGAAGCUGUAAACGUAAUCAUAGCCAGCUACCCAGACUUUAUCCCUGCUCUCAUUAAGAAAAUGAAGUUACAGUUGGCAUUGCAAGAUUGGGAACAGACCGUAGAGACAGUGCUAAGAUUACUACGGAAGGACAGCCAUAAUCUGGAAGCCAUCAGGAUGCAGGCUCUUCAUUACUUGUGCAGAGAGGGGAAUGUUCAUGAGGCAUCAUCUAAACUGGGGGAUUUGCUAAAUGCUUUGGAUCAGUUUGAACCACACAAUGCUCACCUAUACUAUAGCAUGUCAUUAGCCUUUAGCAGGAUGUGUGAACGCAACCAGCGCAUCCUUCAACAAACCCAAACAUUGGUGGAACGUGCUGCAAGUUUGGCUCCCAGCAAUGCCACGAUUGCUACUGAACUUGGCUAUCAGUUUGUUCUACAAGGACGGGUUAAGGAAGCUUUAAAAUGGUACAAAACCGCGAUGACUCUCGACGAGUCCAAUGUUUCUGCACUUACUGGUAUUAUUCGAUGUCAGAUAAUCGAGGGACAGCUACAAUAUGCUGAUCAGCAGCUGGAAUUUUUGACGGAGAUUCAACAAUCUAUCGGAAAAUCUGGGGAAUUAUCUUACUUACAAGCUGUUAUGGCUAUGAAGAAGCAGAAGAAACAGGAAGAAGUGAUCCACUUGCUAAAUGAUGUCCUUGACAAUCACUUCUCUUCUCUGCAAGGUCUGCCACUUGGAAUCCAAUAUUUUGAGAGACUAAACCCAGAUUUCUUACUUGAAAUAAUAAGGGAAUAUCUCAUUUUUUGCCCUAACCAGCCUCCUACUCCAGGCCAGCCGGUGUCCCCCCUGCUAAAACAGUGCGCUUCUGUUCUGGAAACAGUAGUAAAGAUGGCUCCUGGUCUUCAACAAGCUGUGUUUCUGAUUGCAAAGGUGAAAUAUUUGUCAGGUGAUGUCGAAGCAGCUCACAGUAGCCUUCAACAUUGUCUGGAACAUAAUCCUUCAUGUGCUGAUGCUCAUCUUUUGAUGGCUCAAGUUUAUCUGUCCCAAGACAACAUAAAAUUGUGUUCUCAGUCAUUGGAGCUCUGUUUGAGUUACAGCUUUGAGAUACGUGAGUAUCCAUUAUACAACCUUCUAAAAGCCCAGACCCAGAAACGAAUGGGAGAAAUUCAGGAGGCUAUAAAAACACUGCAGAUCGCAAUGAACUUGCCGGGAAUGAGAAAAGGCGUAAACACUUCAAAAUCAAAAGGAAAAAAAAUAGAAAUCAGUGCAAGUGACAGAGUUUCCAUUUUUCUGGAGCUCGUUGAAGCUCACCGCAUGAAUGGAGAGCAGCAUGAAGCUGCAAAAAUAUUACAAGAUGCUCUUAAUGAAUUUACGGGGACUCCAGAAGAACUGCGUUUAAUGAUUGCUAAUGCUGAACUUGCCCUUGCUCAUGGGGAUGUAGAGCAAGCAUUAUCAAUGCUUAGAAAUGUCUCCCCAGAGCAGCCAUACUUCGUUCACGCCAAGGAGAAAAUGGCUGACAUUUAUCUCCAGCACAGAAAAGAUAAGAUGCUCUAUGUCAGCUGCUACAGGGAUCUAUUGGAGAAAGUGCCUGGUUCUCAUACAUAUCUCCUACUUGGGGAUGCUUACAUGAAUAUUCAAGAGCCUGAAAAAGCCAUUGAGAUAUACGAGCAGGCACUGAAAAAGAACCCUAAAGAUGGAACACUGGCCAGUAAGAUUGGAAAAGCGCUGAUCAAGACUCAUAACUAUGCUAAGGCAAUCAGUUACUAUGAAACUGCCCUGAAAAGUGGUCAGCAGAACUUCCUCCAUUAUGACUUGGCAGAACUAUUAUUAAAACUGAAGCAGUAUGAAAAAGCAGUGAAAGUGCUCCAACAAGCACUCAAUCAUGAGACGGUCAAUGAACUAUCUCCUCUAAUGGACGACAGCCGCUAUCAUGUGCUACUGGCAAAGAUUUAUAGUAAGAUGGAGAAGACAGAAGAAGCUAUUGUUUCAUUACAGAAGGCCCGGGAAUUACAAGCCAGGGUAUUGAAGAGAGCUCAGCUUGAGCAGCCAGACGCUGUCCCUUCCCAGAAGUCUCUGGCAGCAGAAAUCUGUGCAGAAAUCGCCAGACAUGCGGCAGCCCAGCGAGACUACGACAAAGCAAUCAAAUUUUACAAAGAAGCACUAGUCUACUGUGAAACAGACAAUAAGGUGAUAAUGGAGUUGGCACAUCUAUACCUUGCCCAAGAUGACAUAGACUCCUGCCAGCAGCAAUGUGCCCUGCUAUUGAAGAAUGACCAGCACAAUGAAGCUGCUACAAUGAUGAUGGCUGGCCUUAUGUUCAGGAAGCAGGAUUAUGAGCAAGCGGUAUUUCACUUCCAGCAGCUGUUGGAACGCAAGCCAGAUAAUUAUGCUACACUUUCUCGCUUGAUUGACCUUUUAAGAAGGGCUGAAAAACUUGAAGAAAUACCAAAAUAUCUAGAUCUGGCAGAGAAGUACUCAUCUAGAGCAAAACUAGAACCCGGAUUUCACUAUUGCAAAGGAUUAUACCUAUGGUACACCGGUGAGCCCAAUGAUGCACUGCGGCAUUUCAAUAAAGCUCGUAAAGAUAGUGACUGGGGGCAGAAUGCGGUCUAUAAUAUGAUUGAGAUCUGCCUGAAUCCAGAUAAUGAGACAGUGGGAGGAGAAGUGUUUGACAACCUGGAUGGUGACAUGGGGAAUUCCACAGAAAAACAAGAAUCUGUUCAACUCGCUGUCCGAACGGCGGAGAAGCUUCUUAAAGAACUAAAGCCGCAGACUAUCCAGGGUCAUAUACAGCUGCGGAUCAUGGAGAACUAUUGCCUGAUGGCUACCAAACAAAAAGCAACUGUAGAGCGCGCACUUAGCACAUUCACCGAAGUGGCCGCUGCAGAAAAAGACCAUGUGCCAGCACUGUUAGGUAUGGCCACUGCUUACAUGAUAUUGAAACAAACUCCAAGAGCACGAAACCAGUUGAAAAGAAUCUCCAAAAUGAACUGGAAUCCAAUAGACGCAGAAGAGUUUGAAAAGAGUCUGUUGCUCCUGGCGGACAUUUACAUUCAGUCUGGAAAGUACGAUAUGGCGGGUGAGCUGCUGAAACGCUGCCUCCGGCAUAACAGGUCCUGCUGCAAGGCUUACGAAUACACUGGCUACAUAAUGGAAAAAGAACAGGCAUAUAAAGAUGCAGCCAGCAACUAUGAAAUGGCCUGGAAGUUAGGAAACAGGACAAAUCCCACUGUUGGGUAUAAACUGGCUUUUAACUACCUGAAGGCCAAGAGAUAUGUUGAUGCAAUUGAUGUGUGUCAUAAGGUCUUAGAACUUCACCCAAAUUACCCAAAAAUAAGAAAAGACAUUCUUGACAAGUCAAGAGCUGCGUUAAGGACAUGAAGAAACGUGGAUUACUAAAAUACAGGAAUUUUCCAGUACAGGGUUCGUUAACAAGAAAGGCGAGAUCCUGAUAGGACUUACAUGCGUAUUGUUGCAUUUGCCAUGUGACAAAACAUAUCAUGCCUCUGUCUAUAUAAAACCAGCUUCAUUGUGUGCUACAUUUACCAUAACUUCCUGAGAAGCUAUACAGUUAUACUGUGGGAACAGCAGUUUUUAUUUAUUUGAAAAAAAAAUAUGUUUUUUUAUAGUUGAAAUUAUAUAUAGAAGUCAUGUUUUACUGGAGAUGGCGAAAAGGUGCUCGCCCUAACCCUUACCCUGUGUGCACUUGCGUAAACCGCCAGACACUACAUCAAACUCACCUCAGGUUCCUGUGGAUUGAACAAGUAUACCUGCACAUAGAGGUUUAGUAACGUAUUGUAUAUGCGGCAGCUGUAGCCGUGUAUUGUUAAAAGUGGUUAAAUAAAUGGGCGUCAGGCCAUCUUAUAAAUGAAAA
Messenger RNA from Pseudophryne corroboree (corroboree frog), 4677 nucleotides. It is a transcript of the gene TTC21B, whose product is annotated as tetratricopeptide repeat domain 21B. The record is from RefSeq and is a predicted model, not a curated record. The transcript is spliced from 29 exons. Gene Ontology annotation, biological process: protein localization to cilium; intraciliary retrograde transport. Gene Ontology annotation, molecular function: protein binding. Gene Ontology annotation, cellular component: intraciliary transport particle A. Lineage: Eukaryota; Metazoa; Chordata; Amphibia; Anura; Myobatrachidae. The coding region runs from base 222 to 4184 and encodes 1320 amino acids.